Molecule: messenger RNA, 1005 nt
Organism: Fonsecaea multimorphosa CBS 102226
Lineage: Eukaryota; Fungi; Ascomycota; Eurotiomycetes; Chaetothyriales; Herpotrichiellaceae
Exons: 2
Coding region: 1-1005 (334 amino acids)
Cellular component (GO): cytoplasm
Molecular function (GO): oxidoreductase activity, acting on the CH-OH group of donors, NAD or NADP as acceptor
Source: RefSeq, a predicted model, not a curated record
AUGUUGAAGGUGCACGAGGACUGCAAAUGCGUAAUGACGACCUCUGUGGCAGGGAAAGCUGCUCUGGUCACCGGAGCCGGAUCUGGGAUUAAUCUUGCGUUUGCACGUCUUCUGCUCUCACGCAGCUGCAAUGUCGUGUUUGCAGACUUGUCUCUUCGACCAGAGGCCCGUGAGCUCGUCAGCGCCCACCAAGGGCGCACCACGGCGCAAGCCAUCUUCCAAAAGACAGACGUGUCCUCGUGGAAAGAUCUAUCCGAUACUUACGAGAUGACCAAAGAUCGAUUCGGUCGUGUGGACAUCGUCUGUCCUGGUGCCGGCGUCUUUGAACCUCCCUGGAGCAGUUUCUGGAGACCGCCUGGGACGGACCCGGGAGUCGUGGACAAUGUGACUACAAACGGCUACAAAUCGCUCGACAUCAACUUGAGCCACCCCAUCCGAUUGACUCAACUAGCUAUCAUGGACCAGUUGCAAGAGCUCAAGGCGACAAAAGGAGAAGGCUCCCAUCCACCCCGGAGAACAGUUAUCCACGUAUCGAGUGUGAACGGUCAGGUCGCUCCAUUGUGGACACCCCUGUACAACACGGCGAAACACGCACUCAAUGGCUUUGUUCGCACUAUGGCUCCUCUGGAGGCGCGCCUGGGUAUCAGAGUCGCUGCAGUGGCUCCGGGGCUGGUCAAAACACCGCUUUGGACGACCGACGCGGAGAAGCGCGGCCCACUUUCGCAAGAUCCAGCUUGGGUCACCGCCGAAGAGGUGGCUCAAGUGAUGCUCAACAUGAUUGAAAAAGAUGCAGUGAGCACUUUGAGUCGUGACGAUGACGGAACGGACGAAACUCAGAGAGGCCUGGUGCGCGUGGCCGGAGGAUCCAUUCUUGAAGUAUCAGGGCAUCAAGUUCGAGAUGUGGCAGCGUUCUUCGACCCUGGACCGCAAGGUAUUUCAUCUCAAGACUUUGACAUGGACAAGAUGGAAGACGGGGUCUUUCGAAAUCUAGAGAAAAUGUCUUGA